ACGUAACAUGUACUCUGUGCCCUUGAGUGUUUACUUUGUGUGCUGUGCUUUGAUUUGUUGAUUGCUGUGCUUUACAGCGACGCGGCGUCGUAUUUGUGGUCGCCUACUGUACGAGAAAGGUGUGCCCGCCGAAUGGGUUAUUUUGGCGUUUCUUGAAGUUGUUUAGUCCGUAAAAUGGCCCAAAUUCGAUACACGAGAAAUCUGUUUUUGCGUGGUGUAUGCGUAGUUUACUUAUUCGCGUUCGCCUCUUUCUAUGUACAAAUACCAGGACUGUACGGAAAUGAUGGCGUUCUCCCUGCAAAGAACCAACUGGACAGCAAGGCCAAGACCCUGUCUGCACGAGUGCAGAGCAAGCCAACUCUGCUGUGGUUGGCUCCGUACGUCGGUCUCGACACGGAGUACAUGAUGGAUGUCCUUGCACUCCUUGGAAUAUUUCUGGCCUUCACCGGGUUUGUGUCCCAGAAGUUCUGCACGGCUCCAAUGUUUGCUGGUUUGUGGUCACUGUACUUCUCCUUGUACCAGGUUGGCCAGACCUUCAUGUGGUUCCAGUGGGACAUUCUGCUGUUGGAAGCUGGCUUCCUGUGCGUGUUGGCGGCUCCUUUCCGCUACCAACUGCAAGCCCGGCGCCGAACUGUCUCCGUCUCCCCACGGGACCUGGUGUCCUUCUGGCUGGUCCGCUGGCUCCUGUUCCGCCUCAUGUUCUCGUCCGGGGUCGUCAAGCUGACCAGCGGCUGUCCCACUUGGUGGGGACUCACAGCAUUGACGGUGCACUUUGAGUCGCAGUGUAUUCCAACACCACUGGCGUGGUAUGCCCAUCAUCUACCUACAUGGCUGUUAAAGUUGAGCACGGUGUAUGCUAAUGUGGCUGAGAUAGCACUACCAAUCCUCUUUUUCUUCCCUCUGCGAACAGUGCGAAUUACUGGAUUCUAUUUGCAGGUAUUACUUCAAGUGUGCAUUAUUCUAACAGGCAAUUACAACUUCUUCAAUUUGUUAACUAUCUGCCUGUGUGUGUCCUUGCUUGACGAUGAGUAUUUCAACAUAAAGCGACCACAGAGUGUAUCUGUGCGAUGGUGGAAAGUGUUCAGCAUAUUCGUGAAUUUGGUCAUCCACGCUGCCGUUAUCUAUGGUACCAUAGUUCUCUUCAACAUUAGAUGGUCACCAAAGAAUUUCCUGGAUAUGGAUAUCUCGUUCACGAAGCAGCAGUUUGACAAGGCGCUGGGGUUGGCUGUACCGGCCAUGGUGUACGUGGGCUUGAUUUCUCUCACCAUGACCGUGUUCGAAGCUGUGGUCCAGUCAUUGGUUGAGCCAAAGGGACCUGCGAAAAUAUUCACGUUUUUGACCACUGCCUUCUGCACUGGUGCUGCCCUCUUCAUCUUCGGCAUUAGCAUUGUGCCGUUCUCCACCCUCCACGCGUCGGGGAACAGCACGGUCGUCCCGGCCUUGCGGGAGUGGCACGGGCACCUUGACCACCUGCACCUCGCCAACUCGUACGGGCUGUUCAGGCGCAUGACGGGCGUGGGCGGCCGCCCGGAGGUCAUCAUCGAGGGCAGCAACCACCUGGAGGGGCCGUGGAAGGAGUACAACUUCCUGUACAAGCCGGGCAACGUCAACAGCACGCCGCCGUUUGUGGCGCCGCACCAGCCACGACUUGACUGGCAGAUGUGGUUCGCCGCCUUGGGGACGUACCACCAGAACCCGUGGCUCAUGAGCCUGACGUACCGUCUGCUGACGGCUCAGCCGGAGGUACUGCGCCUGUUGGACCAGUCCAGGAGCCCUUUCCCUGACAACCCUCCCAAGUACAUCAAGGGCAGCCUUUACCACUACCGCUACACACCUUGGAACCACAGGUCGACCCGAGUGUGGUGGACAAGGGAGAGGGUGGGGGAGUACUUCCCCGUGUUCUCCCGCGACCACCCGCCGCUGCUGGACUACCUUCGCAGCGUGAAGAUCCUGACGGACGACGCGCCCAAGGCCUUCCCCGCGCCGGCCGUUAAGGCUGCCCUCGACACCUUGCGCCAGGUCACCCAGGUCGAGGCGAGCAUCCUGCUGUGGUCGCUCUUUGCGGCCGGCUGGGCCAUCAUCGCCACGAGGAGCCUGUCGCAGCGGAGAUAAUGCCCUGCCGUCACGACCGUGUUAGAUAUCCAGUUGAACUUGUUCACUUAUUCGUAGAUUCCUUCUACAAACCACGUACAUUCUUUUCACGAUAAGGGAUACUUUUCAACAGUUCAGGGUUCUCUAUGUUCUCAAAAGUCAGGAAAUGUAAGAGAAAAAUAUGGGAAUUUACAAAAAGGCCUGGAAAUGAUUUGAUGGGGAAGUGUCAUUGUCCAAUCUGCCAACACCCAGGCCUAUAAUGAGCUUUCUAUUAUAAAAAGAAAAGAGCUUGGCAUAACACUUACAAUGAAUGAUAGAUAGUAUGUACAGUAUGGUUGCAUAUUUGGAUACAGCAUAUUUGUGGAAGAAAGAAAUUAUUUUCUGCAGUGUUAUUUGAUAGUUUUUUUUAUUAAUUAUUUGCAUAUAAUAAUGUCCUGGAAAGUAUGCACAUUAAAGUGAUUAAAUAAUUUUUUCCACUAUAAGAGAAAGAUGAUGUACAACCAGUGUGAUGCUUGAAUUAAAUAUUAAAUUAUGUUCUACAGUCUCUGAAACGUAAUGCAACAUAUGCAAUCAAAAUAUUUUUCUUGGUUCUAAUUAGUAAUAUUUUUUGAAGUGCUAGUAAUAGUACAAAUAGAUUUUGAAACUGUUUAAAUUAUUUAAAUUUAUCUUACAUUCUUCAUUGAAUCAUUGAUUAUUGUGUUUGUAUUUAUCACUAUUGAAUGUGUUGGUUUUCUAAGUAAUUCAGCUAUUGAAAUGAAAAAAAAAAAAAAGUCAGAAUAUGCUUUUGACCAUAUACAAGCAGAAGUUCUAUUGUUGUGGAUUUCAAAACGUCUUAGUAAAGUAUUUCAAUUUUUACAUCUUCAAAAUCUUUAGGUAGUUAAUAUUCUGGAUGAGACAUUUUUUUACAGUUGCAAAUUACAGGAAUGUGUUUCAUUUUCAUUUGAGUUAUAAAUUUGAAAGUUAUACUGUUGAUUUUUCAUAAACUUCUCCUCCCCCUCCCCAUGUAUUUUUGGAAGGAAUGAUUUUGCAUUUUGUAACAUGUACAAAAAUUUCAAUCUCAUAUUUCAUUGCCCAUGCGAAUAAGUCGGCUGAAUACUUCCACGAUUGCUUGUUUGUGUGUGUUGAACUUUCAAAGAUAUCCUCAUCCUUAGCUUAUGGUUAUGUUUGUGAGUGUACAGUAAUCUUAUCUUUAAAGACUUCCACUGCCAUUUUUUUGGAGAUUUUGCAUUAUAUAUGUCUGUGUUGUAGCUAGGUAUAUUAAAUAAAGGUAGACAGGAUCCUGAAACUCUGGAUUAAAGUCGAGAAAGAGACCGUUCUCAAACUUCGGGAAAAUAAUUUUUCUCCUCUUGCUAAUACUUUGGGAAACCCAAUUUUUUUUUUUAAUAUUCCUGGGUUAUGUUCCUAGGCCUUCCAAAAAAGCCUAAUGUGCGAAGUAAAAACUUUGUGGCCGUCUCGUGACAUGUUGGGUGGCACAAGGAAUAAUAUGUUACGUAACAAACCACAAUUUUGCACAUGUAUUGACCAGACAAGGCACAAAGGAUUCACAUAAACACACAUCUGUGAUAUGUAAUUCAACCCUUGUUCAUAAAUGCUGUUAAAAAUAAAAACUUUGUACUAAAUAAAGCUCUCAAUGUGCUCAAACACAUUUUUAAUAAGAUAUUUUUAACUUGACUAACGUAAACAUCUUUACCAUAUUGUUAGGUUAUGCUUGAAAAUGAACUUCACGAGAGCAGCAAUGAACAGUGUUGCCGAACACAUUACAUUCGAAACGACACAAUACUCAGUUUUUAACAAACUGAAAGAUUCCGUCUUGGUUUCAAAUAUUUAACCCAUAAAUUUUUCUUUCUUUCAGAAUCACAUGUGGUACUUAUUAUUCGUCCUUUUUUUUUUUUUUUUUUUUUUUUUACGUGAAAUCAUUAUACUACUACAUAAUCAUUUAUGGUAUGAAUGAGAUGUGUUUGGAGACAUAUUAAUGGUAAAUACUUUUUUUUCUGUAUACCUACCUAGUUAAGUAACAUAAUUUCAAUGCUGUUCCCAAUCCUCAUCCUGAAAAUCCAAUAUAUUUCCCGGUCGAAUCCUGUCCCGAAGUAAAAAUGGCAUUCCCGUCCACCUCUUUAAUAUUAAAAUUUAUUCAUGUUUUUGGAAGAAAAAGUACCAUGCUUUGCGGAGUGACAGGGUAAACUAUUUUAAGAGAAAUUUUUACAAGCAUGCAGUCAGUUUGCAAUAGUUUGUGUAAGCCAUUAGGAAUCACUGGUAAUAUUAAAAAGAGAUGCAAAAACUUUUUGUAUUGUGUACAGUCCUGUUGUCUCUUUCAUUUACAUGAUAACUGAACAUGAUUCACAUCAUUGAACACGCAGAUAUGGCUGCAUACGGAAGUGAUGUGGCCCAGUGUGCGUAGCACUUUCACUUUGAGGUUGAGCCACAGUAUUUUCUGUUGCAGCUUGCCUAUCACGAACGUUAUUUUGGAUGGGUUGUAGCACUUGGAAGUUAAUUCUGUUUUGUGUUUAGUAGUUAAAUGCCGUGUAUUCAACACAUUCUGAGGAACCAUAAUGACGUAAAAGUAGCGUAGUAGGUUAGCGCAGCAACUAUUUCCAGAGCUUCUGUUUGAUAGUUCCAACAACUGUUCUUCAUCUACAGAGAACGUAGUACACAUAUUCCCGUUCUUCAUAUCAGUUGGCUUUCUCAAAAACUGGUAAGAAUUGACUGUAUGGUUGUAUGAAACCAUUUUCUUUCAGAAUUGGCUACAUUGUUAUUAAGCAAAGCACUUUUUUUUUCUGAAUAUUAAUUGUUUCCAUGGUCAGGUGCACAAUUUGUGUUUGUGUCACAAAAUAGCAUACAAUCUUAAGUUACAAGUAAAUAAGGGAACCAGAGGCGAAAUGGACAGAUAGAACGCAAACUCUGUUUUUGAUGAUCACGUCCUGAGUAUGUGAAGGAUUCAGUUUUCGAGGGUAAAAAAUACUUAUGAAAAUAUUAGAGGAAAUAAAGUAAAUUAAAAAAUUUCAACACUGAUAACCUAAAGUUUAUUAGGUCUUCAUGCGUAUCUUUGUACCAUACUGUAUGUUGUACUUAUAACGUGUAAUUAUAUAAAUUAACUUAAAAUAUGUUUUGAUUCUGGAAAUAUAUUUUGUGAAACAAAGGGUGGAAUGUUUCGACACCAUAGUUAAUAUUUUUCAUUUACUGUACAUUAUUUUAUCACCUGAACGUAAAUUCGGAUUUGAGAAAAUUGUGAUUUGACCCAUCACUAGCCUGAAUUGAUUGAAGCAAAAAAAUUAUAAUAUUGUUAAUUUAGUAGUACAUAAUAUUUACCAGUUGGGAUGAGUAUUUAGACUGUCAGCUGUGAGUAUGCCUAGAUCAAAGAGAAAGAGAUUGCUGCACCAUUUCAGCUCUGGUUCUUUAUUUUGUGCUAUAAUUGUUCAAACUGGUUUUACUCAACUUAUAUGAUUGUAAUUUUACUGCAAGAAUUUCAAAUGUGCAUAUUGUAUUUCAAAUCUAUUAAAUGUUUUUGUAUUACAACUUGGUGUUAACAGGUAUGAAUAUUUUUUUAUAAUUCAGGGAUACAAGUACAUACUUUAGCUGUUAAAAUAUCAUUUUCAAGUUAAAUAUUAAAAGGAUUAAGAUGUGUUAAAGUAGAUUGAUAAAAUUGGCUCUCGCUGACCAAGUAGUGCCAAAAUGUCCUAAAAAUAACUGCAUAAAGUCGUAAAUAAGUGAUUUAAAACUCAUUUAAUUAGCGUCUAAAGAAAAUUAUUCAUUAUUUUGACCAGAAACUAACUUAUAAGUGGCACAUAAAUGUGUGAAGGCCAUUUGCAAAAAAAAAAAAACUACUUUAUAAGUGGGAAUAUUAUCUUAAUGACAAAAAUAAUUAGUAGUUUCACAUUAUUUUUCUUUAUACUGUUUCUAUGAGGUUAAAUGUUGCCCAGUAGAUACAAAGGAAUGUGCAAGUCUAACUUGCACUUUUUGUUAGUGUAAUUACUAUUACUGGAUGGUUGCUGUACAUGCAUUUUGCAAACUUUGCUUAAUUUAUUUGCAUUCCUGUUGCAUUUUAUUUACAGCUACCUUUAUACUGUAUCUUUGUUUGUAGUACCUUACCUAGUUAACAAGUAAGUAUAAAUGCAUAUUUUACUACGUAGGUUAAGUUACGUUUUUUUUUGUUUCUAUAAAGUUAGUGAAUCGCGCAAGACUUUUACGACUUUGUUAACAUUACUUCUCUAGUUUUUGUUUAGAUUUUGCACUGAAUUUGUGUGUCUAAUUUUAGCAACUAUGUACUGUUUUUAUCUACUAAGCAGUGCCGUUUUCCAUUAACUGUUAGUGUUAUUAUGCUGUUGCAUAUUUUUCUUACUUAAAUGAAGACUGUGUUGUGUAACUGUGAACCUGUAUCUGGCAUUAGAAAAUUAUAGUUUUUUUUUAUUUUUAUUAUUUUUUAUAUUAAUUUAGCUUUUAGGGUGAUUUUAUUACUAUUUUUGGGUAAGCUCGUCACAGAAGCUAGAAUGGUUUAUUGAUAGGGACAAAAUUAUAUGGUGAAUUGUGAUAACAUUUCAAUAAAACAUGUAACAUUGAAAUGCAAGUUAAUACACCAUUUAGCACCGAAAUGUAACUAAAAACUUGAAAUCAAUCAGCAAUUUGACAAAACAUUCAAAUUACAAAUAUUUAAUCUUUUAUAAUGGUAAAUGUUUUGAAUAUAAUUUAUAUUCCAGAAUUUAUAACCUAAAUGGAGUGAAAAAACAUUAAUUUUAUAUUAGUUAAUAUUGUACUAGUUACAUUAGUGACACAAUGGUUACAUUAAUGAUGUCACGUGUUUCAAACGAGCAAAAAUUAGCACUUUUAUUUUUAUGUUCUAUUUUAGACAUGCUUAUUACUAAUCAUUUUAUUGUAUUAGCUCAUUACUCAUUAGGUAUCAAUCAAAAUGAGAAUAUUUUGGUGAAAUUAGCAUUACAAAAUAAUUUAGUUUCAUAUUUGUUAAAUAUUACUUUUUUUAACGAAUAAAGACAAUAUAUAAAAAUAUAAACAAUAAAACCGAAAUCUCCUGUUUUAAAACUGAAAUUGUCCUGGAAAUAAAACCAUAUUAUCUUGUCCCUAUUCAUAAAAAAAUUGCAUCACAGUUAAUAUAUUGUGCAUGAUUGUAGAAACAAAUGUUGUCAGCUUGAUCACUAAACGUAGCUCUGUAUUUUGUCUAUUAACAGUGAACAUGAGACUGCUAAGGAGGUGAUCAGCUAAGCUUGUGUAUCAUGAUGGAAGAUUUCUCAAUAAAUUUAAUACUUGCCUGCAAGGCUGCUGGUAUGAGUAGUUCAGAAAAAGGUGCGGAAAUUUGAUAGUAAAAUUAAAACCGUCAAAGAUAUUUAAAAAAAUUAAUGAACCGUUUUUCAUAAAUAAGUGUGCAACAAUUUUUAUCCUAAAAAUGUUUUCUCUACGAUGCGUUGUUUUCUUGACAUUAAAUGAAAGGCAAUUUUGGAAGGUACAUUGGUUUAUUAUUUUAACUUAUUGUAUUUCAUCUUUAUUAAGUUGUUGAAAGUACUCUUUAAGGUAGGUAAGCUUCUGCAAAUGUCAUUUUUCAAAGUGGCAGUGUUUGCUUUGUUCACUAACAAAUAUUGCAGAAGCAGUGACCAAUGAGUGAACUAUAAUGUGAUACUUUUUUCCAUAGAAUUUGCUGGCAUGCUGGCUUUCAUCAUGUAUCUGUAGAAGUUUGUAUUGAAUACUAAUGAAACCUUUCACCGUUUCACCAUGUCUUACCAGACUUGAUACAGUUAGCUUGCACAAGAUGUAAACUUUUUUAUUUUGGCUUUUAGGAAUGUAAUGGUUAGGAAUGAUUUAUUUAUAUAUUAUUUUAAAUACUUUUUUUUUUUUCAUAAUUUUAUAUUGAGUUAUGCAUGAGUAUUUUUUAUUUACAUUAGUUUAUACAAUAUUGUAAUAAGAGUGAUGCUUGUUCAAUAUAGGACUAAAUCUCUUGCUGAAACACUAUAAAAUAAUGUUGCAGGAUGAACAGCUAUCACGGAAUCUUUUGUACACUGUGAUAAAGCAAGAAUAUCUAUUUUAUAUAAUUUUCUACUUAGUUCAUGUGAUUUGUAACAUCAUUGUGGUUUUAUUGUAGUGUGCUUGGAAACUAACCAUUUUGUAUGUGUGUUAAUUUUACCUAAUUUGUUUAACAUAUUUGUUUCUUUAAAGGAUAAAAGUAGAAUUGAAGUGAACAAUUUAUAAGCGUGAAAUAAAAAUAUUAACUAUUUUUAUGAGGAUUUUAGUUUUCUUAUUUAAUAUGUAGUUAUAGGUGUAGUACAUAAGUAAUAAAACUAAUAAUACUAGUGAAUUUAGUAGGCCUCUUGGUUAUGAAAUUAGCCACGUAAAUUGUUGGAGUGGUGUUGUUGAAUUGUGUUAAUUCUUUGAAAGUACAUACAUGAUUAUUGUAAGAGUUGUAAUGUAUCUUAUGAUUAAACAUAUUUUGAGUGUUACAGUGUAGCAAACUGGUUUAAUGGGAAGUUGUUAAAAAUUUAAUCAUAUGUUGUGAUCAAACAAGGGAUCAUCCACGUAUUUGGUUAACUUAGACAUAUUUAAGAUGUUUAAUGAGUUUUCAUGUUGAAGGGUUUUCUUUAUCAUUGUUGUGUAUUACAUUUAUAUUCCACAAUAAUACCAGGGAAAUUUGGUCUGAUAAGUUACUCUUGGAAUGAACUAUCCAUAGUCAUUUGCUGGUUGUGCAGAGAAUAAAUUUGUUCAACUGUUGUGAGUUUGCUAAAUGCAUAGUUUUGGGAUGUGCUAUUGAAAUGGCAAUGUUGAGAUUAAUGAGCGUGGCAUAAAUCCCAAAGGAUGAUAAUCCAUCUAAAUAAAAUAAUGUGAGACUAGUACAAUUGUGCCAAAUCAGUGAAAAUGGGAUAUUAAUGUAAGUAACUUUGCUGAGCAGGUAUAGACCCCUAAUACCUACAAGUAAAGGUAUUCAAAAGAUUUCUUAUUAACUGAUCCCUUAUCUUAAGAUUGUAUUUUUCUUCCUUUGGGAUAAGUUUCACGCGUUGGUUAUUGUUGUUUUAAACAUAUAUAAUGAUGAUAAUAUAUCACAUAGAGGUGUAUCUCUCUCUCUCUCCCCCCCCCCCCCCCCCCCCUUUUUUUUUUCUCUUCCUUUUUCUUGCAACCAACUUUACUUCUCCCCAGCCCACUUUCACAUUUUUUGAUUUUUGUGUGUGUGUAAGUUGAAGCUAAUUUAGCCACCCUCCAAUCAGCCUGGUGUACAAUGCAAAAUAUUUUUAAAAACUUGAUAACACAGUUGUGGAAAUAGAUUGUUAGUUUUCUACGUUUAUUGGUGUUGAAUGAAAUAAAGAUCAAAUUGUGAA
This is a messenger RNA of Bacillus rossius redtenbacheri, 9398 nucleotides long. Its product is annotated as lipase maturation factor 2-like. Gene Ontology annotation, biological process: protein maturation. The record is from RefSeq and is a predicted model, not a curated record. Gene Ontology annotation, cellular component: endoplasmic reticulum membrane. The transcript has 11 exons. Bases 175 to 2112 code for a protein of 645 amino acids. NCBI's taxonomy places the organism in Eukaryota, Metazoa, Arthropoda, Insecta, Phasmatodea, Bacillidae.